Molecule: messenger RNA, 3265 nt
Organism: Doryrhamphus excisus (bluestripe pipefish)
Lineage: Eukaryota; Metazoa; Chordata; Actinopteri; Syngnathiformes; Syngnathidae
Product: galectin-related protein B
Molecular function (GO): carbohydrate binding
Source: RefSeq, a predicted model, not a curated record
UUGUUUCUAUGGCAACAGGCUGGAGGCAGAACCAGUCCUCCUUGGCAUCCCCUCUCAAAGCCGCCACACUGCGUCACACCCUGAGUGGAAUGGAGGACUGCACGGACAAAAAAGCCAAUGGGGAGUACAUCGGAGAGAUAAAGGGCGGUCUGCGGCCUUCCAUGAAGCUGGUGGUGAUGGGAAUCGUGGAUAAGAAACCCAAGAGCAUGGAAGUGGUGGUGUCCAGUAAGCCGCAGAGAGACGAAGAUGAGGAGGAGUCGGAGUCGGAGGAGCGAGAGGGCGACGUGGGUCUCCAGUUGAAGGUCAGCUUCCCGGACAAGGCCGUGCAGCGUAACGCCCGAUUGGCUGGGAAGUGGGGUCGUGCUGAAAACAUCCUCUCCUUCUUCCCGUUUGCACCCGGAGAGCCCUUUAAGAUGGAGAUCGUUUGCGAGCACCAGCAGUUUCGCAUCCUGGUGGACGGCCAGCCUCUGUGCGGCUUCAGCCAUCGUCUUCCUCAGCUGGACAGCCUCACCGCCUUGCGGGUCUUUGGGGACGUGCACCUCACCAAGGUGGCGUGAUGGGCUGGAGGUGUGGGGGAUUCAUGAGCUUUGUCGUGUUUGGAAUCACGCAAAGUGCCUUCAACGUGCUGACUCGUCAAUAUUCUAUAUUCUUCCAUACAUUUCAUACUGCAGUCUUAUUUUGAAAUCAUACGAGCAUCUCCUCCUGCUUUUAUUCUCCUUCCUCAGCCACCACUAAAGUAGAAGGACAUUAUUCACAUUGAUGUCACAUUCAUAUUCAUAUUCAUGCUCAGUUCUCAUGAGAAUAAAAUGUGAUUUAACUCUGUAUAUGUUCCCUGUAAAGCGUCAUAAUAUUUGCACUUUAUUUAAGUAUUUUCAAUAUUUUUUCUGGGAAUAUUCCAACUACAUUCUCAUAUUUCAACUAUGUUCUCAUCAUAUUUUUAUUUUACACUCCUAAAAUUGGGACUUUUUUUCUCCUAACAUUACCACAUAAAUCCUAAAAUAUUCCUUUUAUUCUCAUAUAAUGACCUUUUUUACCUCAUAAAGCGUCAUAAUAUUUUGACUGUAUUCUCAUCAAAGUAGGAAUAUUCCAACUCCAUUCUCAUAUUUUUAUUUUACUCCCCUAAAAUUGGGACUUUUUUUCUCCUAACAUUACAACAUGAAUCCUAAAAUAUUCCCAUUUUAUUCUCAUACAAUGACAAUUUUUUUUCGCAUAAUAUUCCCCAUAAAGCGUCAUAAUAUUUGGACUUUAUUUAAGUAUUUUCAAUAUUUUUCUGGGAAUAUUCCAACUACAUUCUCAUCAUAUUUUUAUUUUAUCCCCCUAAAAUUGGGACUUUUUUUCCCUAACAUUACAACAUGAAUCCUGAAAUAUUCCCAUUUUAUUCUCAUACAAUGACAACCUUUUUUUCCCAUAAUAUUCCCCAAAAAGCGUCAUAAUAUUUGCACUUUAUUUAAGUAUAUUCAAUAUUUUUCUGGGAAUAUUCCAACUACAUUCUCAUCAUAUUUUUACUUUAUUCCAAUAAAAUUGGGACUUUUUUUCCUCCUAACAUGACAACAUGAAUCCUGAAAUAUUCCCAUUUUAUUCUCAAACUUUUUUUUUGCAUAAUAUUCCCCAUAAAGCGUCAUAAUAUUUGCACUUUAUUUAAGUAAAUUCAAUAUUUUUUGGGAAUAUUCCAACUACAUUCUUAUCAUAUUUUUAUUUUUUUAUUUUUUUUAUUUUAUUUAUUUUCUCAUAAAUACUCAUAAUUAUCAUAUAUUCUAUAUUAUUAUUCACAUAAAUGCAGGAUUUUAUCACCACAUAAUACCCUUCCUAAAAAAUCUUGUCUCAUAAAAUUAAAACUUUUAUUAUUUUUUCUUGUAACAUUCCCAACAAAUUCUCAUCCAACAUUAAUUCCCACUUUAUUCUCGUAUAAUAACUUUUUUUGUUCAUAAUAUUCCCCAUAAAGCGUCAUAAUAUUUGGACUUUAUUCUAUUAUUAUAUAUUAUUAUUAUAUAGUAUUUUCAAUGUCUUUUUUCUGGAAAUAUUUCAACCACAUUCUCAUAUUUUUAUUUUACCCCCCUAAAAUUGGGACUUUUUUUCUACUAACAUUACAACAUGAAUCCUAAAAUAUUCCCAUUUUAUUCUCAUACGAUGACAUUUUUUUCCCUCAUAAUAUUCCCCAUAAAGCGUCAUAAUAUUUUGAUUUUUUUCUCAUCAAAUGACUUCUUUUUCUAGCAAUAUCCCCACGAUUGGCAUAAAAUGAUACAUCUCCUAAAAUGAAGAUUUGUUUUUUCUCAUAAAUACUCAUAAUUAUCAUAUAUUCUAUAUUAUUAUUCACAUAAAUGCAGGAUUUUAUCACCACAUAAUACCCUUCCUAAAAAAUUUUGUCUCAUAAAAUUAAAACUUUUAUUAUUUUUUUCUUGUAACAUUCCCACCAAAUUCUCAUCCAACAUUAAUUCCCACUUUAUUCUCGUAUAAUAACUUUUUUUGUUCAUAAUAUUCCCCAUAAAGCGUCAUAAUAUUUGGACUUUAUUCUCAUCAAAGUAUUUUCAAUAUUUUUUUUCUGGAAAUAUUCCAACUACAUUCUCAUAUUUUUAUUUUAUCCCCCUAAAAUUGGGACUUUUUUUCUACUAACAUUACAACAUGAAUCCUAAAAUAUUCCCAUUUUAUUCUCAAACAAUGACAACUUUUUUUUCGCAUAAUAUUCCCCAUAAAGCGUCAUAAUAUUUGCACUUUAUUUAAGUAUAUUCAAUAUUUUUCUGGGAAUAUUCCAACUACAUUCUCAUCAUAUUUUUAUUUUAUCCCCCUAAAAUUGGGACUUUUUUUCCCCUAACAUUACAACAUGAAUCCUGAAAUAUUCCCAUUUUAUUCUCAUACAAUGACAUUUUUUUCCUCAUAAUAUUUUGAUUUUUUUCUCAUCAAAUGACUUCUUUUUCUAGCAAUAUCCCCACGAUUGGCAUAAAAUGAUCUAUCUCCUAAAAAGGAAGAUUUGUUUUUCUCCUAAAUACUCAUAAUUAUCAUAUAUUCUAUAUUAUUAUUCACAUAAAAGCAGGAUUUUAUCACCACAUAAUACCCUUCCUCAAAAAUCCUGUCUCAUAAAAUUUUUUCUUGUAACAUUCCCACCAAAUUCUCAUCCAACAUUAAUUCCCACUUUCUUCUUGUAUAAUAACUUUUUUCCUUCAUAAUAUUCCCCAUAAAGCGUAAUAAUAUUUGGACUUUAUUCUCAUCUCAUGACGUGUUUUUGUAAUAAUAUUCUGACCUAAUUGCCAUAAAAUGAUCCAUCUCCUAA